Molecule: messenger RNA, 2745 nt
Organism: Drosophila ananassae
Lineage: Eukaryota; Metazoa; Arthropoda; Insecta; Diptera; Drosophilidae
Exons: 1
Coding region: 1-2745 (914 amino acids)
Source: RefSeq, a predicted model, not a curated record
AUGAGUGUGCCAGAUGAAUCGGUGACCUUUUUAGUUGAUGCCGUGGUCACACAUUUGGAGUUAAAAGGCAUUAACGCCGAACCUCAGAACUUAAAUGCGUCCAUAAAAUUCCCACAGAGGGCUUGGAAAAUGGGUGCCAGCCGUAUAAAUGUCACUGAUUUUCCUCCCAACCGGGAGGAGCAGAUCGUAUCAAGUCCCUGCCGCAUGCGUGAUGCUCUUGAGGCAAACGGCAUAGUUUUGGGAGUUCUCUACAGUGGUUCGACGGUGGGUGCUGCCACCAUGUCGUUCCCGCAGGAAUUUCUCGACAAGAUUUGCCCCACAAUGAGUGAUCUACUGCACACGGAUAACCUUCAACUGAUGCGCCGAAAGGACGUUGUUGGCUCUGUCACCAUUGUGGUGCGUUUGACCUUAAAAUGCGAGAAGGACCGUGACUCGAUAACGACAAAAAUAGCAGACAGUCGUGCAAAAGUCCAAUUCAUUCAACCUGGCGUUACGGAACUGGAAGUGCCGCAGGAUGUACCUAAAACGAAGAGGCGUGUCAGUUUCUCCAGCCUAGGACAUACCAUAAAUCCGCAGGAUGUGAUGUUUACGAUCGGCGACCCCGAUCCGGUGCUGGAAAUACCCUCCAAUCCUUGCUCCGAACUUGCAGAGGCCGAUGGGGAUAGGCUUUUGAGUUUGGACUUGGCUCGGUAUAGCAGCAUGAAAAAUAGCAGGGUAGUUCUUCCCGAUGAUCUUCCUUGUCUUAAGGAGAAGCCUUCGCUUCGACAACUGAAAGAAAUCACUCGACAGUUCACCCACAUUGUCGAUUCGGUAUCCAUGAAACUUAAGCAAAAUGAUUGCUGGAGUCCUGUUCCUACAGAGGAACCUUUGGAAAACAGCAGUUUUCUGAAGAAUCCUACGCAGGAACACAGGAUUCCAGUGCCCAUUAAAAACAACGAGGAGUACGGAGUCAAGCCCAUUCGAUUCUGCCCCAUCUGCCUGUGUUCAAUGUCCUGGCUGCCAAAGUACGCGAACUGUCCACGCUGCCAGACCACGACACGGCCUUUUGCCGAAGAGACUGUCAGCGAUUUGCAAACUGCUGAUCAGAUAAUGAAUGAACAGCUGGUGAGCCCGAAACCACCAAAAGGAGCGGAGGACUUUUGUCAGAGUCCCUGUGAGGCGGCCCUUAAGGUUACCCAUAGCGAGGACGAGUGCCCUCCCUGUCGGUGCACCUGUACGUUGGGCAAGAUAUGCGCCCACUGCCGCAUCCGUAAGCUUUGCAAGGAUAUCUACAACGUGCCGUCAUCAGUUCAUAGGAUCCAUCCAAAGGGCAAGUCUGACGAGGAUUAUAGUGUCGCCUCCGAUGCGGAGGGGGAGCCCGAUGGUCCCUAUUUAGCCAGAGUCUUCUCUGAGCUAAAGAAUCUCUACGACUUACACGACUCCAAGAAGCAGUCAGACCUCGAAAAACGUUGCCACUCGAGCGCUCUUAUAUCUCAACACGCGUCUAAACAAGCGCUAGGCCAAGAUCAACCGCUUGUUGUCCGAUCCUUACCAGCCUGUGCGAUCGUGACCAACCGGCCAAAGCAUGUCCACAAACGCUGCCUACCAGCGGAAUGCAUAGUAUCCCGACGUCAUGGUUGGAACUGGACAAAGACCUUGGAGGCCCGCAACAACGGAUGGCGUCCGGGAGCCAUUCUGAGCACUUCUGGCCAUGUAAUGCGCUACUUCCUCAAUCGCCGCGACAAGUACAUCUGCCAGAAGCCCCAUUUCGAUUAUCAAAGGCCACAACACUUGCUGCCUCCGAUGCUAAAUAUAUUUAAGCGAAAGGGCGAGAUAUUAAUCGAACUGCGUCCCCAGGGAGCCAUGACUGGGCGGCAAAAGCCAAUAGUUCGCCGGAUUGUCAAAAGUAAUCUGGCAGUGGCUCUGCGUCAGAUAAAACGAGCCCUUAAAGACAGGGGCUUCCGUAGGUGUAUAUGCCACAAGUCCCUGGUGUUGUGCACUUGUCGCGAUGCUAUAGAAAAGAUGGAGUUGAACAAGGCCCUGAAAAAGGAGUGCCACAAUCGGAACAUGCCGUCGUGUCCAGAACACCUUGUGCUUACCGACACGAGUGACAGUGAUGUGGAGCUAGACCUGAAGGUCAUCCCACCCACAGCGACUCGACGGUUGGAGCUCAGAGCCAUUUCCAACAACGUGAACCGCGGUACUCAGACGGGUAAAAAGGGAAGCCGGACGGACAAGCCCCUUAACCGGGUUAUACUAAAUCCCUAUUCCAGGGCCUAUGACUGUGCAGUCGGUGGUCGCUUCACAGGUACUGCAUUCGGGGCGCCUGCAGAGAAUGUUUUCGCGGACGGUGUUUUUGGUCUGGACGGUGGUGGUCCACAUGGAGUCCAGCCAAAAUAUAACGGCAGGUCCAGGGUGCCACCAUCCUGCAUGUUACCUUCAGAAGCAGCAGGCAACGGGGAGACUAUCCUUGGCGGUAGACAAGGACGUCCAUGCCUGCAUAACACUGGCGAUCGUGGCGCUGCCGUCUGGGCUGGAUUCCCCUAUGCCGAAAAGAUUUUUGGAGAAAAAAAGAAAACUGGACCCAUUCCUGUGCGAUGGACUAAACGAAUGCUCCAGGCAGCCAAGGCGGCUAAACAAAAGCAACUCGAAGCAAAGGCAAAGAAGAAAAAAAGCGUAAAUUUGUUGAAGUACAUGGAGACGCAAGGUCCCAUUAGGCGGGCGGGAAGUCCAAAAGAUGGAAAGGUCCACAAGCCAGUAUCUUAA